GAUACUCUCGCGUUACUUUCUACGUCACGUCAUUCCAUGAUGGCUGAAGAUUCCGGCGGAGCACUUUUUAAUUUCUCUCAUAUCUUUCUUUUUUUCUCUGUACCUCAGCUUGCCAUAGAGACAUGGCAGGACCCGCAAGCCCGUUAAGCGUCCAGAGAUCAUUGGUGUCGACAUGCCCAAGAAAGGGAACCGAAAACGGCUGAAAUUUAGGGCCAGGGAUGUUUGUUCGGAAUCAGUGACCGUGGCUGAUUAUGCUGAUGCCGACCCAGCCAUUGUGAAGUCAGGAAGGGUGAAGAAGGCUGUUGCAAAUGCUGUUGAACAAGAAGUGAAAUUACUCUGCGGCCUGGAAGCAUCUCAGGGUGCUGUACAGGAGGUCCUCUCGUCUUCAGUGAGUGUCACAGCUGACGCUUUGGACAGCAGUGAUGACCUAGACCGUGAAGAAGAUGGAGAAAAUGAGACUAAAGUGGCCCGCAAGAAGAAAAACAAGAGGAGAAAGGAAAGCAGUGAGAGCGGGGACGGCAGCGAGUAUCCAGUGGAUAUUUGGUUAAUGCUUGCCUCCUACAUUCGGCCCGAGGAUGUGUGCAGAUUUGCUCUAAUCUGUAGGAAUGCCUGGACAGUCACUUGCACUGCAGCUUUUUGGACCAGGCUUUACAAAAGGCACUACAAGAUUGAUGUUGACCUGCCAUUCCGUCUCCAGCCUGACUGUAUUGCCAUUAUGUGCUCAUUACGGGCCCGUGUGAUUCGCUCCCUUUUCCAUUUGUAUGAGCCGUUCAGCUUGCGUGUCUCGAAAAUUCCUGUUUUGCCAGAAUCCACGCCCACAACCUUGGUCAACUCCAAGUGUUUACUGUUCUGGGUCAGAAAGGUGUCAGGGACUCGGCCUGAGUCAUUGUGGGAGUUCAACUUCAAGUUUUUAAAGCAGCAGAGACACAGCAAGAAUGGUUGUGCCAAGUCCUUGUGCAUGCCCAGACAAUACAAAGAAGUCCACACAAACCCAGACACUGACUGCUACAUGCUUCAGGUCACUACCCUCAACUUCAUCUUCACCCCUGUGGUCAUGGGCAUGACGCUGACCCUGUUCACAAUCAACGUUAGCACAGACAUGCGCCACCACCGCGUUCGUCUGGUCUUCCAGGACUCGCCACUUCAGCGGUGGAAGAAGAGGGGGGAUCAGGGUGGGACCCAGGUGGUGUUGGACCCCGUACACAGUGUAAAGCUCGUGGACUGGUGGCACCCACAGUAUCCAUCCUCACCCUACACAUAGGAGUCCUGCCCCCACAGCAGAACGUCACACCAAGAACUCUGCUGAUAUUCGGCACACUCACCAGAAAUAUGAUAUUGGAUGACUCUGUUAUGUUCAGUCACAUUUUGAUCAUCAUUGUUAGAUUCUAUUUAAGCCAACAUUGACUGGCGUGAGAUGGGAUGCAAGCCCACCUUCUAGUGUCCAUAUCAAAUGUGUUGCAUGCCCAUCAACACGGCAACCUCCACACCCUACUUAGAAUGUUAUUUAAACAUCAAACCUCUUCAUGGAUGUAAAUUAUGUAGUGCAGAAUUGUCCAGUAUGAAUAUUAUUCAUUAUUCCAGAGAGACUGGGCUUGUUAUCUAUACAAGUGUGUCCACAUAGAGACAUAGCAGUCCCUCUACUUUACUCCUGAAUUUCAGCAGUGCCUUAGGCCUAGUCCAUAUGUGCACGGGUACUUCGUCAAGUUGGGUUUUUUGCUCUUUUGUUCUUAAAAAAAAAAACAAAAAACUGUCAACACAAACAUUGUUCAAAAGAAAUCUCUAAAAUGAAACCCCUGAUAGCCAAAUGAAAACACAAAAACACAGUUGAAGUGCUGUAAACAGCAUGCCAAACCAAGAGUUGGCAAUUUAUCCUAAAACCUAAAGGCAUGUUGGCAAUAAGAAACCUGAA
Molecule: messenger RNA, 1909 nt
Organism: Etheostoma cragini (Arkansas darter)
Lineage: Eukaryota; Metazoa; Chordata; Actinopteri; Perciformes; Percidae
Gene: tmem183a
Product: transmembrane protein 183A
Exons: 8
Coding region: 173-1261 (362 amino acids)
Biological process (GO): regulation of protein stability
Cellular component (GO): SCF ubiquitin ligase complex
Molecular function (GO): protein binding
Source: RefSeq, a predicted model, not a curated record